This is a messenger RNA of Larimichthys crocea (large yellow croaker), 980 nucleotides long. It is a transcript of the gene fgf5, whose product is annotated as fibroblast growth factor 5. NCBI's taxonomy places the organism in Eukaryota, Metazoa, Chordata, Actinopteri, Sciaenidae. Bases 165 to 851 code for a protein of 228 amino acids. The transcript has 3 exons. Gene Ontology annotation, molecular function: growth factor activity. The record is from RefSeq and is a predicted model, not a curated record.
UGGCGUUAUAAAUAUCCCCGUGCCAGCAGAACAACUUCAGCUACUACAGCCGGGGUAAUGCCCAGAAGCGCUGCACGCGUGUGUGCGCAAGGUUUCUGGUGCCCAGACCUGGAGCGACACCAAAAUGCUAGAACUGGCCUAGCGAGUGUCUCCUUUUUGGAAGAAUGAAUGUUCCUCUUUACCUUCUGACCGUCGCUCAUUUGAUUUGCGCCGCCGGCGGAGCACAGCACCUCUCUUUGGAGCGUCAACUUUUGGAGGAGGAGAUCAGUUCGGGACGCAGAACUUGCAGACUCUACUGUAGGGUUGGCAUCGGCUUCCAUCUCCAGAUUCACCCCGACGGCAGAGUGAACGGCAGCCAUGAGCCCAACCAGCUGAGUGUCCUGGAGCUCUUUGCGGUUUCUCAAGGGGUCAUUGGCAUCAAAGGGGUCUACAGUAACAGAUUCCUGGCCAUGAAUAAAAGAGGACGGCUCCACGCCACUGAAUGGUUCACAGACGACUGUAAGUUCAGGGAACGUUUCCAGGAGAACAGCUACAACACUUAUGCCUCAGUAAUCCACAGGAACCACAGGACUGGUCGCGAGUGGUUCGUGGCUCUCAAUAAGAGGGGGAAAGCUAAAAUGGGCUCCAGCCCACGGGUCAAAUCCCAGCAUGUCUCCACCCACUUCUUGCCCAGGGUCAGUCUGUACGACAAGAUCGAGCAGGGCUUCACCAUCACAGACAGAAGCAAAGAGAGGAGGAAAGCUGCGCUGCCACCACCACCCAAACCUCCUCUGGCGAAGGUUAACGUCAAUGCAGGAACAGCCCCGAGACGUACUCAGGUCAAGUACUGGCCCAAGUACCGGUUUGGAUAGAUGUCAGAGGGUUUGGGUUAGGUGACAAGGUUCAUAGAUGGUGGACAUAUAUAGUGAUGGAUGUGCUCAAAAAACUGACAACGCUUAUUUAUGACAUUCAAAGCAUUCCGGGUAUCUAUGAAGUGUGUG